CUCUGGCAAUUGUUACAAACAGCUGAGGAUCACCUGUCUUGCCACAUUGAAAAAUGUUUGAAGCUCGUAUUGUUUGUAUGAUAUUGUCAUAAAGCAAAGCGCAAAAACUGAAAAGAAAAAAAUAUUUUAUAACCAUCUGUUAAUUAAUAAUAUUCUUUAAAUUCUUUAGUAAUAUCAAAUUUUUUCAUCAUAAAACUUGUACAUAUAUGUGAUUAGUUAAUAAUAGAAUGUUGGCAAUCAUUGUUUGCAACACAAAACAAAUUUGUACAAAUUUUUAGAUUGUACAAAAAUUAUUCAAAUUGUUUGUCGAAAAAUAUCGGCCAAGUUUUGUUUGCUCCAACAAAUUUUUUAUUAUGGACAAUUCAAAAACAGCACAACAAGAAUUCUGGAUUGAAUUCAUAAAGUUGUACCGAUCGCGACCAGUGCUUUGGAAAUAUGGCAGUGAAGUGUAUAAAGACCGGAUAGGAAAGAAGCAUGCUUAUAGGGAUUUGGUGGAGAAAAUGCGCGAGAUUGAACCAAAUCCUGAUGUUGAUAUGGUAAAGAAGAAAAUCAACAGUUUGCGCGCAUGCUAUAGGCGCCUAUGCUUUAAUGCCCAGGAACAAAUUAAACUUGGUGAACAGCCGGAAAUUAAAUGGGUGUAUUUCAAACAUUUCAAGUUUUUACGCGAAAUCUAUGAUCCGUUAACAGAAGAUCAGGACUCAGAACAAAACAAUGACGAGGAGAACGAAGAUGAAGUUGUGGAAUAUAUUCCGCAUAAAAGCAGCACAAGUCGCAGAUAUCAUAGGAAUUCUACCAGUUCCUCAAGAUCGCUAAACAAUUCACUGGAUGAAACGUUUAAUCAAUCAAAACAUAUCAAUAAUACAUGUUUUAAUAUCACCCUAAAUACUAAGGAAAACCAAACGUUUUGGAUAGAAUUUAUUAAACUAUAUAGAUCGAAACCCGAACUAUGGAAAGUUAAUAGUGAUGUGUAUAAAAAUCGUAAAGCAAAGAAGCAGGCUUACAAAGAACUUGUUGCAAAACUGCGUGAAGUGCAUCCUAAUCCUACAGCUGAUAUGGUGAGAGCAAAAAUCAAUAUUCUGCGGACGUCUUAUAGAAAGGAAUUGCACAAAAUGAAACGAGCCAUAAGACUGGGCAGAAAGCCUGUGAAUAAUUGGUUAUAUUUUGAUCAUUUUUCCUUUCUACAUGAGUCUAAAGAUCCCUUAGAGGAGGAUAAUACUACGAACGAUGCUGAUGAAGAUAAUGAUGAUUAUGGCCCGCUUUAUAACACAGCUGAUCAUAUAGAAAACACUGAUUUCGCUGCUAUCGAUGAAGAAAUAGAUGCAGUUGUGGGUUUUAAUCCAUCUAAGAACUCCACAAAUACAGAAAAUAAUUCGCAACCAUCCAGCCCGGAAAUAACGUUGCAUGAAAAAAUAACUGUAUCGCAUCAGAUAAAUCACCAAAGUAACGGGCCUGACGACGUAAGUCUAAAUGCAACAAAAAAACAAAAAUUCUGGAUAGAAUUCAUUAAGCUAUACAGAUCAAAGCCCGAACUAUGGAAAUGUGACAGCGAUCUUUAUAAUGAUGCUAGAGCUAAGCGGUCUGCUUAUUUAGAGAUGGUAAAGAAAAUGCGUGAGAUUUAUCCAAAUGCUAAUGUUGGUAUGGUUAAAAGAAAAAUCAACACUCUCCGCUCUAUCUAUAGAAAAUUAUUAUAUAAAACGCGGAAAGGAGAACGUUUAGUUGGGAAACCGGCGUACCAAUUGAUUUACUUUAAUUAUCUUUCGUUCUUAAAUGAACAAAAUGAUCCACUAGACGAGGAUGAGGAUGAUUGGAAUGAUUGUGAAAUUAACGAAUAUAGUUCAAUGCACGAUAAUACGUCUGAUAAUAAUUUACAAGAUGAUGAUUUUGAUGUUGACGAGCAUGAUCUAGUUGUGCAGUUUCUGACAACUAAAGAGAGUACAAAACGGCAGUAUUCGCUUUCACCUUCACCGAACCACAACGAAAGAGCGCAUAAUGAAGCGGCAGGCAUGCCAUUUAAGAAAUUUAAACAAUAUAAUGAUGAAGCUGAUAUUUUAGGCAUAAGUUGGGCAUAUCAAUACCGUAGUUUAAGUCAAACGCAAAAAAUUUUUGCCAAAAAGGCAAUUGAUGAUAUCUUGUUUGAAGCGCGCCUAGACACAUUACAACGCAAUUCGGUUAAGAUCAAUGAGCGCGGUUGUGACUGCUGUAAACACACGUAAUAAGUAUGUUACAGUUCCGUUUGUUUUUUGUGUAGGAGUUCAAAUAUUUUCUUUUUGUUUUUAAGUUUUCUACAUUGCAAUAAUACUCUUAAUCAAUAAUGAAUUUACAUUUACUUAAUUCUUAAAGAUGAAGAAAAUAAGUUGUUAUUUUUCGCGUUUUUGUUAUGAAAUUGAACGAAUUAUUAAUCGCAAACAUAAGAAAAGUUAAGCCAGGCGUAGUUUAAUUUAUAAUUUGCGAUAUUUGUAAAGUAUAAUAAUGGAAGUUCGCUCGAGUUUAUUUCUUUUAUAUAAAGUCUUUUUGCAAUUAAAGUUUUUUAUUUUUAUUUAUCAAUGAAUAACAAAAGUAAGACAGUUACAAAUUUCACUUAAUUCGCCGCAUUUUUCAUGUGCUGUACAUUCAUUUUAAGCUAGUAUAAAAGUGUGAACAUUUCAACUUAUUGCAUUUAUCAAUUUGUAUUUUUUGUUUGCACUAGUAACGGUGAUUUGAAGCUGAAUUAUAUAUGUAUAUAUUUUUUUUUACUUAUUUUGAAAAGCGGUUUCGACUCAUAAUUUUUAGUUUGUAAUUAAUUGUUGUAGAGUUAAGCAUUAAAAUAAUAUGAAUUAGAAUAAAGGCACAAUAACAUAUAAAAACAGUGAUUUGAAAAAGAAGAAAUUAUAAAGCUGUACUUAUAUGACAAAAUGUAUAGCUAAUAAGUGCGCCGUAACGAUUGUAAAUUACACAUACAUAUGCACGUUAUAAAAAAUUAUUUUCGUGACAUUGCGGUUUAAAUCGUAUAUAAUUGCCUAACACAAAAUAUAAACAACUUGUACACUGUUUCGUCCUGCUUACUAUGGUUGUUCGUUAAAUCAUCUUGCAUACGUAUAAAUUUAUAUAUAAAAAAAAACCGCAUUAACAGAUCAAAUUAAUUCAAAUGAUUCUCAUUAACGCGUGCAACAAGCUCAUCCUCAUCCUCGUCCACAACAUCAUCGUCUGGUUCAAUUUGUUCGUCUAAUGUUUCUAGUUUUUGGCUUUUCAAGCGCAAUUCAAAAACUUCGCUGAUAGCUUUGCGGAAGCAUAAAAAGUUAUAGUCGAUAACACCUUGCCGAUUGAAAUUCUCCUCCCGUAAUAUGCAUACAAGCGCAAGAAAUUUGUUUACUUCUCGUAAAUACAAAAUCGUAUUGUUGUUCAGCUUAAUGAGACUAGAGCUUUCAUGGUCGAAGGCCAUUUCCUCCGAGCUGCAAAAUAAAUGUCGGGAAUAUAAUACAAUAAUUCAACACAAUGCAUUUUUGUUCUUACCUGUAAAUGCUCGAGAGAUCGAUGACCACAUCGAUCAUGUCACAACAAAGUUCAUAGCUUUGCAUAUCUACAGGCGAACAAUCGGUGGCGAUGUAGAUCUUUGAAACAACAUCAAAAAGGAACGCUUUCUCGAUACCCGAAUGCUUCAGUAAAGUAAAUUAGCACAAUUAAAUUUAGUAAGUUAAUAAAAAUAUAGUCUAAUUACCGAUAUAAAAAUAUUAAGCAGAUUCUCCAAUGUUGGCAAUUGCGGUAUUAAUUUUUGCACUACUUUGGAGAAAGCUUCGAAUAUCGAAUGAUCAUAUAUGGAAGUUAAAUGAAAACUCAAAUGUAUCUGGUUAAGACCGGCAUCGCUAAGAUCGUCAGAGGCGCGUUGAUGUAUAUCCCGUUGUGAUUCCAUUUUUGAGUCGUCACUAAUACCGUCAACCUAUCGCACAAACACAAAAGCAAAUAUUAUAAUUAAAAGUUCUAGGGCUACAAUACAACAAUAAACUUUGGUAUGUAAAUAA
Molecule: messenger RNA, 3995 nt
Organism: Bactrocera oleae (olive fruit fly)
Lineage: Eukaryota; Metazoa; Arthropoda; Insecta; Diptera; Tephritidae
Source: RefSeq, a predicted model, not a curated record